AUGGAGGAAAUCCCUCCAAUGGAAAAGGAACUCAUGUGUGGCGAUACGGGAGUUGGAGCAAUGGCAACCACACAAAUGAUUGCGACCGUAGUUGCUACCAUCGUUAGAAAUCGGUUUGCAGUAUAUACACCAUGUGAUUCUGAUCCUACGCUGAACAAAACAUUCGGCGUUGAUGUGCCAUUAGUGCUGAUGAACUCGUUCAACACCGAAGAAGACACUAAGAAAGUACUGAAAAAGUACGCGAAUGUGAAGGUUUCCGUGUACACCUUCUGCCAAUCGCAAUAUCCGCGUAUAAAUCGUGAAACCCUCAUGCCAAUCGCGAAAUCGUUAAAUGACGCCGACCAAGAGUGUUGGUACCCACCUGGUCACGGAAACUUCUAUGAAGCCUUCUACAAUUCUGGUCUCAUCGACAAGUUCAUCGCAGAUGGAAAAGAGGUGAAGCUCUUCUUCUACUGUUUCCUGUCUAAUAUCGACAACAUGGGUGCAACAGUUGAUUUCGCCAUCCUGAACUUCCUGCUCUCUCCGCCAGCCGGCCACGAACAUCCAGAAUUCCUCAUGGAGGUCACUAACAAAACCCGCGCCGACGUAAAAGGAGGUACAUUGAUUCAAUAUGAGAACCGACUUAUGUUACUCGAGAUCGCCCAAGUUCCAAAGGAUUACGUGGACGAAUUCAAAUCCAUCAGUAAAUUCCGCAUUUUCAACACGAACAACUUAUGGGCAAAAUUGUCGGCUAUCAAGCGAGUAGUAGAGAACAAUGAAUUGGAAAUGGAGGUGAUCGUCAAUCCAAACAUCUCGAACGUGGCCUUGACAUUAUCCAACUGGAAACGGCCGCUGGUGCUGCCGUAA
Messenger RNA from Cooperia oncophora, 846 nucleotides. NCBI's taxonomy places the organism in Eukaryota, Metazoa, Nematoda, Chromadorea, Rhabditida, Trichostrongylidae. The record is from the annotation of a GenBank genome assembly.